This is a messenger RNA of Leptopilina heterotoma, 511 nucleotides long. RefSeq names its product histone H2B. The coding region runs from base 78 to 452 and encodes 124 amino acids. The record is from RefSeq and is a predicted model, not a curated record. Gene Ontology annotation, molecular function: protein heterodimerization activity; DNA binding; structural constituent of chromatin. Gene Ontology annotation, cellular component: nucleosome. The transcript has a single exon. Lineage: Eukaryota; Metazoa; Arthropoda; Insecta; Hymenoptera; Figitidae.
UAACGCUCAACACCGCAUUCAGUCUUUGAUUUUUGUCGAGUCUACAUUUGUGUCUGGAAGAAUAAUUUUCAUUCGAGAUGGCUCCCAAAGCAAGUGGCAAGUCGAUUAAGAAGGCUGGUAAAGCCCAGAAGAAUAUUUCAAAGUCAGACAAGAAAGUGAAGCGUAAGAAGAGGAAGGAAAGUUACGCUAUUUAUAUUUACAAAGUGCUAAAACAAGUGCAUCCCGAUACUGGAGUUUCCAGCAAGGCAAUGAAUAUCAUGAACAGUUUUGUUAAUGACAUCUUCGAGCGUAUUGCGUCAGAGUCCUCUCGUUUGGCGCAUUACAACAAGAGAUCAACAAUUACAUCACGGGAAAUUCAAACUGCCGUGAGACUUUUAUUACCUGGCGAACUUGCCAAGCACGCCGUCUCUGAAGGUACAAAAGCUGUGACAAAAUACACCAGCUCCAAGUAAAUCCAAAAAGAAAAUUUUUUGGAACGAAAAAUAACACAUCAAUCGGCCCUUUUCAGGGC